AUGCAAGCAGAAAAGCAGCAAACUUGGAAAAUCAAUGUACAUGCUAGAUCCAAAAAAUUCCGUUUCAAAUUCAAAGCAACAAAAACAGAUCAACCCAUCUGGAAGUUGCCCAAAUUCUCAAUCUUUCUGAGGAUCCAUAAAUUUCUCCUCCAAGUGAAUACAGAACCUGGAACUUCAAUUCCCCGAUGGAAAAAACCAAGAACCCUGAAAUCAAAAUUCCUCAAUUUUUUUCGAAAGUUCAAGACUUUACCGUCGAAGAAACAGACAACUGCAGCAGAGAAAACCCAAAAUCUCCAAAACCCAGAUAAUAAAUUACGUGUGGAUCAAAAGAGAGAAAUUGGUUAUGAUUAUGAGAUGCCAUUUUGUAUUGGAUCUUUGCUGGUUGGGACACUUGCAUUGCUAUCAGAAUCAAUCUGCGAGAAAAAUCAGAAGGGAAUUAUCAUCCAUGCUUCAUUUAUCUUGUUAUUUCUUGCUUUCUUGUUCAAGAAAUAUGUAACCGGGAAGGCCAGGACUUUAUUGGUGUUUUUAACAAUGGCAACUGCAGUUUCUGCAGUUUUGUUUCGUUUAGACAAGUACAUGAAUUAUGAUCAAGGUUUGGUCUCAGAAUUUGUCUGGAAGGCAUGGAAUUAUGCUGCUGCUUCUGGGUGUUUAUACGAGCUUUCUCAAGUGGUAAUUUUAUUAAGGAAUGGUAGCCCCAGUGCUACAUGUAGGCGUCCAGUCUUCUUUGAUUAG
Messenger RNA from Dovyalis caffra, 732 nucleotides. NCBI's taxonomy places the organism in Eukaryota, Viridiplantae, Streptophyta, Magnoliopsida, Malpighiales, Salicaceae. The record is from the annotation of a GenBank genome assembly.